CGAACGUGCGCAUUGUAGAAUCAACUUAAGCUUAAGGUGCUUUCAUACCACCGGUCUACGGUAUUUUGCUUAAAAACAAAGAAUUUUGACGAUUGAUGUUUGAUAAUAACAAUUCCAUUUUCACUAAAUUUAAAGUGAAAACCUUAAAAAGAAAUUAUGGUUAAUAAUGUGGAGGCAGAAUGUUCGUUUGACAAUUGGUAUAACAUUUUUUCUAAGGAGUCUUUGGAAGCAAUUAUUAUUCCAUUAACAACAGAAAUUUUAAAAUAUUUGGAACAUGAUUCAUUUAUCCUUCCAAUAGAAGCAACAAGGAAUAUUACAUGUAAUUCAGAAUGGUCAGAUGGUUCAUCAGUCACUGAAGAUUCUUCAAAUGAACCGGAGAAUACACCACCUAAUUUUCCGGAAUUUAGUCAGAAAAUUCAACAAGCUAUUGACGAAUUUAAAGCUGUUUUUAUAAAAUCCAAUUGGAGUACACCUAGUGAUGCCACGUGGGUCACACCAACCAAGUCAUUAAAAUGCACUUCCUUGGAAGAUGUGUAUUUGCUAUUGAAAAGUUCCGAUAGGAUAUCGAGAGAUUUAAGUAAAUUAAGAAGUUGCAGUGAUAAUAAAAAUCCUCUCAACUUCUGUUUAGUACUCAAAAGAUGGAACGAAAUCAAUCCAUGCACUGAAUUUCGUUGUUUUGUUAUUGAAAAUGAAUUAGUAGGAAUAUGUCAAAGAGAUGUUUCACAAUACUACAGACAUAUAGAAUCUGAAAAGUACAAUAUUCAAAAGGACAUUACAACUUUAUUUAAUGAACGAAUUAAGGAUAGAUUCAAAUUACAAAAUUAUUCAUUUGACGUUAUACGUUACAAGAAGGAUAAAGUAAAAAUUAUAGAUUUUGGACCAAUGAACGAAUCAGUAACGAAUGAAACUCUGUUCACCUAUCAAGAAUUAAACGAAAUCGAAAUUACUCCCGAGUUCAGAUUUAUCGCUGAAGAAGUUGGUGUCCAACCAAAAAAGAUUAAUCAUUUUUGUGUACCUCAGGAAAUCAACGACUUUUUUCAGUCGAGGGGAGAAAUGUCCUUAAUUGACACUCUAAGAGCAGAAGUUGAGUCUCAAGAAACAGCUAAUGAAAGUGACGAAGAAGAAUCUGGACAAAACAGAUAAAAUAACCGUCUUUCUUCGUACACAUUUUCCAUUAUUCAUUAAAUGUUAUAAAUUAUAAAGAUUAUAAAUAAAUUGAAUAAUAUAAGUUUUA
This is a messenger RNA of Leptopilina heterotoma, 1234 nucleotides long. Its product is annotated as cell division cycle protein 123 homolog. The record is from RefSeq and is a predicted model, not a curated record. Gene Ontology annotation, cellular component: cytoplasm. Bases 157 to 1143 code for a protein of 328 amino acids. Lineage: Eukaryota; Metazoa; Arthropoda; Insecta; Hymenoptera; Figitidae. The transcript is spliced from 7 exons.